Messenger RNA from Scophthalmus maximus (turbot), 2790 nucleotides. It is a transcript of the gene bcl2l13, whose product is annotated as BCL2 like 13. NCBI's taxonomy places the organism in Eukaryota, Metazoa, Chordata, Actinopteri, Pleuronectiformes, Scophthalmidae. The transcript has 7 exons. The record is from RefSeq and is a predicted model, not a curated record. Gene Ontology annotation, cellular component: mitochondrion. Gene Ontology annotation, biological process: apoptotic process; regulation of apoptotic process. The coding region runs from base 211 to 1812 and encodes 533 amino acids.
GCUAGCUUCGUUAGCUUUCCGUGAGCACACCGUGUCCUGCCGCUGCUGCCCCGUCAGUGGUGGUCUGCCCUCUACAGACUGAUCCGCGCCUUCCACAGCCUGUCGUCUGUCUGUUCACCUGGUUGCCUUGUGGGACGCGGACGGUGAGACGUCCGACACUGACUUUGGUAAAUUAAUGUGCCUGAGCGUCUGUGACACAAGUCUUGUCCAAUGGCUACCUCGGGCUCCGCCCUCACUGCCUCCAUCGCCGCCGUCGCCGCCGUGCCUGACGUUUUCCACUAUGAAACCAAGUACAUCGUGCUCACCUACCUUGGAAUGCUGCCUGUCUGUAGACCCCACACUCCCACUACGGCUCAAGAAGACGCUGAGAAUGAGGAGAGGAAGAGGAUGAUAAUAGAGCAGCUAGAGGAAGAGAUGAGGAAACUGGAAGAUGAAAUGGCUGCUUCCUUUUCCAUUUCAGGCUUCGACCGCCACUCAUCACUCGUACUCAGUCCAGACAACCCGGAGACGCUCAUCGACGACUACCUCGCUGUGAUGGGAGAGCGGACGGCCCGAGAGCUGGACACGUCCCUGGCAGCGGCGGUACACUCGCUCCUCACCGGGCCUCUUGACUACCAGAGAUUCCGAGACACAACGCUGACACUCUCCACACACACGCAGGGAGGCUGGAGCAACGUGCUGGCGCCGUUACUGCUGCUCCAGGCUUUGCAGAGCAAGGGCCAGGCCUUGUCGACUCUGGUGCGUCUGGGGGUGCGCCUGCUAGAGGAGGAUGAAGCUGAGUACAUCACGCAGCAAGGGGGAUGGGCUGAAAUAUUCCGGCUCGGCUCAGAGGAGGAGCAAGGUGUGACCAUCGCCGAAGACAACAACGACAUUUACAUCCUCUCGGGGGAGCAGCAUCCCGACCAGCUCAGCCCGCCGUCGUCGCUGCUCUGCACUGGAGACAACAGCAGCGGGCAGAGCUCCUGGCAGACGGAAAGCUUACCCGUGUCUCUGGCCGGCCACGAGUCUUGGGCGCAGGUCAGUGCGAUGGACCCCGAGGACGUCAAGAGCCUGGACAGCAACGAGGGCGCGGCGCUGGCCGAGGAGCGCAGCGAGAACAACUCGUCGAACUCGGACAUUGUUCACGUGGAGCGCGAGGAGGCGGAGCUGCUGGAGGAGGUGGGCGAGAUCGGGGCGAUAGACGAGAGCAUGAUGAGCGUUUUGGGCACUGAGAGCGAGCUGGCCGAGCUCAGGGAGGAAUUCAGGGACCAGACUCCGCCUGUCUCGCUGUCAGCCGAGGCAGACGCCCCGGCCUCGUUGAUCUCAUUAGAGGAGCCGGUUGUUAUAGAGACGCCCGUCAGCUUGUCAGCAGAACCUUCCCUCGUCUCGUCAGAACCAGAGCUGCUUCCCCCGGCCAUCGACGCCGCCGCCGCUCCUCCUCAUGACGAGCCUGAACCCGCAGCACCUUUACCCGUUCCUGCCGUCGAACCAGAUCCUGAGCCAGAACCAGCUGCUGACGCCGCACCAGUGCCUGCCGAGGGGGCGGGUGAAACGCCUGAAGUCACACCAGAACCAGCGCCCGAACCAGAACAGGACCUGGAACCUGCUGCAGUGCCUCCGCAGCCCGAGGAGCCCCAGCCAGAGCCAGAAACUGUGGCAGAGCCGGCUCUGGCCCCACCCCUGCUGUUGCGGACCCCCGUAGAAGCCCCCCCUGCCGAGGAACCUCCCGUGAAGCCGGAGUCCGAGCUCUCAGCGCUGCUUUAUGGAAGCGCUGCACUGGUGCUCCUCGCCGCGGCCGUAGCAUACGGUGUCUUGAGCUACAGGCGGAAGUAGAAAUAGAGAAGUCGUCGUUCCAAGGGGGGGAGAAAGCAAAUUGUGAGAUGUUAAAAAGUAGAAAUAAAUGCAUUAGUAGACACAUGGUGGGGACUCUCCAUACGAACUGUAGGAUUUACCAAAUGAGGCUGAUCUGUUUCACCUGAUCCACGACCUCACUGCUGCGAGCUCGUCGCCGCUUCAUUCCACCAGGCGCAAACACAGGAAGGUGGAAAACGAUGCACUCCAGUUUAUUCCUAUUUUUUCUUUCUUAGUUGGAAAUUUAAAUUCUUGAAGACUCCAGCCCUUCAUGUCAGAGAUUGAAACGUGUGUGUGUGACUUUUAUUCCAAUAAUGCUGUUUUUCAGUUUGAUCGUGUGCCACUUGACUCUGUGUUACAAGGACAAUUCCCUGGCGGUGCGCCCGUUAGCUAAAGAAAACCUUUCACGUUAUUGCUGUGAAUUCAGGUCUUUCUUGCGCCGUCUUACUAUGCAGCAGAGCAGCUUCCGUUUGUGUUUCCCCUCUCAACUGUGAUGAGUAAUUAUGAUACUUCCUCUGUUAAACAAACCAAAAUAAUUGAAGGAUGUGGAAAUAAAAUAAAACAGUACAUUGAUUUUCAUUUGUCAGUUUGAAAUAGCUGAAACAGGCAAAUGAGGUUAGAUUUGUUGCACAAGGGAUUUUUAUUAUUUUGUUCAUUGAAAUCUUUUGCCCAAGGAUGGGUUCAAGUUAUUUGAAUGUUUCAAGAGGUACGGUCCUGCUGCUGCAUCAUAGGUCCAGAGUCAUUUGAUGUGGCCUGAAAAUCAAACUGUCUCGUACACCAAGUUACAGCGUACGGAAUAAAUUCUUGUUUCAAAUGGUUCUAGAUGCAGAGAGGAUGUUUCCAUGCAUGCGUCAGUAUUUAAGAUCAGGAAGGAUUCACAAAGGUCCCGAUCAUGACCCCUGACUUUCCUAAAAUACACUGUUGGAAAUGAUAAAAAUAAAGAUUUAGAUUUGAAAAGCA